Molecule: messenger RNA, 675 nt
Organism: Bipolaris oryzae ATCC 44560
Lineage: Eukaryota; Fungi; Ascomycota; Dothideomycetes; Pleosporales; Pleosporaceae
Exons: 3
Coding region: 1-675 (224 amino acids)
Biological process (GO): electron transport chain
Source: RefSeq, a predicted model, not a curated record
AUGUCUGCCCUACCCAGGUCAAUUGCAUCGCGGGUGCUUGCGCCCGCCCUGCGGCCCUCUGCCACCAGAUUCGCCAUCCCUUCGUACCGCGCGUAUUCAACAAACGAGCCCACUCCGCAUGCACACAAGACGAGCCCCGAGGAUGCGCCCGCAGUUAAGCUCACCAGCUCUUCCACUCAGAUUCGCGAGGAGGGUGCUGCUGAAGGAAUGAGGAACCGUCCGGAUUACAACGUUGCUGUCGAUUACCGCGUCUCCAACUUCUCCCCCAUCCCUAAGCGUGUUAUGGAUGGAAGUGAGCCUGGUGAAAGUGUACCCGCCGCUGUUCUCUCAGGUGCCCCAACCGACCUUCAGGCACGCACUGUCCGCAUCUACAAGCCCUCCAAGACAGCCACACAGUCUGGUACCUGGAACGCAUCACACUGGCUUAUGGACUGGGAUGUCCUUCCCAAGGGCCACCGAUGGGAGAACCCGCUCAUGGGCUGGCAGUCAUCUGCCGACUUCAUGAACGGACACAGGAUCGAGUUCAAGUCCAAGGAGGACGCCAUCAACUUUGCCAACAAGCAGGGUUACGAGUACUUUGUCCAGGAGCCCAACAAGCGGAAGUUUGUCCCCAAGGCCUAUGCCAACCUUUUCACUCACAGCCCCAAGAAGCUCAAGAUUGUAUUGACCAAAUAA